AUGGCAUCUUCCUCAGCUGACCCUGGCCUUCCGGAACAUGCUUACUACCUGAGGAUGGUGAGGUGGACCAACAAGAGCAGUGUGACGGGGUUCAUCCUGAUAGGCUUCUCUGGCCUUCCGCAGUUAAGGGAAGCUCUAUUUGUGGUCAUCUUGGUCUUAUACCUACUAACCAUUUUGGGGAACACGGCUAUCAUUCUAGUAUCUUGCCUGGAGCCCAAGCUGCACAUGCCCAUGUACUUCUUCCUCUCCCAUCUGUCCUUCCUGGACCUCUGCUUCACCAGCAGUGUUGUCCCCCAGCUCCUCGUCAACCUGGGGGGUGCAGAUAAGUCCAUCUCCUACGGAGGCUGUGUGGUCCAGCUCUACGUAUCCCUUGCACUGGGCUCCACAGAGUGUGUUCUCCUGGCUGUGAUGUCCUACGACCGCUAUGUCGCCGUCUGCCGUCCUCUGCACUAUGCUUCCAUCAUGCAUCCUCGGCUCUGUCAUGCCCUGGCAUCCCUGGCAUGGCUCAGUGGUGUGGCCACCACCCUGGUGCAGUCCACACUCACCCUGCAGCUGCCCCUCUGUGGGCACCGCCACGUGGACCACUUCAUCUGCGAGGUCCCGGUGCUCCUCAAGCUGGCCUGUGUGGACACCACCUUCAACGAGGCUGAGCUCUUCGUGGCCAGCGUCCUGUUCCUCCUGGUGCCCGUCUCCUUCAUCCUGGGCUCCUAUGGCCUCAUUGCCCGGGCGGUGCUGAGCAUCUCUUCCGGGGAGGGCAGGCGGAAGGCCUUUGGCACCUGCUCGUCCCACCUGCUGGUGGUCGUCAUCUUCUACGGCACCAUCAUCUUCAUGUACCUGCAGCCGGCCAAGAGCCGCUCGAAGGACCAGGGCAAGUUUGUUUCCCUCUUCUACACAGUGGUGACGCCUGUGCUCAACCCCCUCAUUUACACCCUGAGGAACAAGGAGGUGAAAGGGGCCUUGAAAAGGGCCCUGAGAAUGUCUGGGGAGUAA
Chinchilla lanigera (long-tailed chinchilla) is the source of this 990-nucleotide messenger RNA. Its product is annotated as olfactory receptor 2G2-like. Gene Ontology annotation, cellular component: membrane. Gene Ontology annotation, biological process: G protein-coupled receptor signaling pathway. Gene Ontology annotation, molecular function: olfactory receptor activity; G protein-coupled receptor activity. Bases 1 to 990 code for a protein of 329 amino acids. NCBI's taxonomy places the organism in Eukaryota, Metazoa, Chordata, Mammalia, Rodentia, Chinchillidae. The transcript has a single exon. The record is from RefSeq and is a predicted model, not a curated record.